UUGGCCUCUACAUUCGGCUGGGUCCUCUCUCUCUCUCUCUCUCUCUCUCUCUCAGGGAUCAUAUUCCUCUCUGCACGCGCGCAAGCAAGAACGCACGCACAGAAAGAUUAAUCCACAAACACACUGCUAGUGUAUUGCUAGGCCGGCCGGCAGGCGGGCAAUAUCAGACAUGGGAGAUGGCAACGCCACGAACAAUAGAGGCCUUUCGAGCAACAACAAGCCCGAGUGGCUUCAGCAGUACGAUCUGAUUGGGAAGAUCGGGGAGGGCACCUACGGGCUUGUUUUCUUGGCCAGGAUUAAGUCUCCCACCGCCAAUCGAGGCAAGUCCAUCGCCAUCAAGAAAUUCAAGCAGUCCAAGGACGGCGACGGCGUCUCCCCCACCGCCAUCCGCGAAAUCAUGUUAUUAAGGGAGAUUUCGCAUGAGAACGUUGUGAAGCUUGUGAAUGUUCACAUCAAUCACACUGACAUGUCGCUGUAUCUCGCUUUCGACUACGCUGAACAUGACCUUUAUGAAAUUAUUAGACAUCAUAGGGACAAGGUUAACCAUGUCAUCAGCCAGUACACGGUUAAAUCGUUACUGUGGCAGUUGCUCAAUGGACUGAACUAUCUCCACAGUAAUUGGAUCAUACAUCGAGAUCUAAAGCCAUCAAAUAUCCUGGUUAUGGGUGAGGGAGAUGAGCAAGGAGUUGUAAAAAUUGGUGAUUUUGGACUUGCAAGAAUUUACCAAGCUCCCUUGAAGCCGUUAUCUGACAAUGGGGUCGUGGUAACUAUAUGGUAUCGUGCACCUGAGUUGCUCCUUGGGGCAAAGCAUUAUACAAGUGCUGUUGAUAUGUGGGCUGUUGGAUGCAUUUUUGCUGAGCUUUUGACUUUGAAGCCACUUUUUCAAGGCGUAGAAGUCAAGGGCAAUCCAAAUCCUUUCCAGCUUGAUCAACUUGACAAGAUAUUCAAGGUCUUAGGCCAUCCCACGCCAGAAAAGUGGCCAACACUUGCAAAUCUUCCACAUUGGCACCAAGAUGUACAGCAUAUACAAGGGCACAAGUAUGAAAAUACUGGACUCUACAAUGUCGUUCAUCUCUCUCCAAAAAGUCCUGCAUAUGACCUCCUAUCUAGGAUGCUGGAAUAUGAUCCUCGGAAGCGUAUAACUGCUUCACAAGCUCUGGAACAUGAGUAUUUCCGGAAUGAUCCUCUACCAGGGCGGAAUGCACUGGUAUGCCAAACUGGAGAGAAAGUUAACUAUCCUACUCGUCCUGUGGAUACAAGUACAGAUUUUGAAGGGACAACUAGUCUUCAACCUCCACAAACGGUAUCAUCUGGAAAUGCAGUUUCUGGGACCAUGCCUGGUGCUCAUGGAGGGACAAUGAGAUCUGUCCCUCGGCAGAUGGCAGUAGGUGGCAUGCAAAGGAUGCAACCUCAGGGCAUGCCGGCUUAUAAUAUAACAUCUCAGGCAGGGAUGGGAGGUGGGAUGAAUCCUAAUGGCAUUCCAAUGCAGCGGGGUGUUCCUGCCCAGGCCCAUCAGCAACAGUUGAGAAGGAAAGACCCAGGAAUGGGGACAAAUGUAUACCCUCCACAGCAGAAAUCAAGGCGCCUCUGAGGUUAUGCAGGUGUAAGGGGAAGUGAAAGAUAACUUGGGGUACGUCAUGCCCGAUCUCACAAUCCAUUACUUCUCAGGAUGUACAGUCUAGAUGGUUUGCAUCAGUGACCUGUUAAACUCAUCCUUUCUUCACUCCAUUCCUAGUCAUCAGAACAUCAAGAUCAAGUGCCGCAGAAUUCAUUAUUCUCUGCUCUAAUUUCACUUUUGUUGCCGGGAAUACCGAUCAGUACGAGGGGAGGUAAAAGAAGAUUACAGAAGCACAAACUACACGCUUGAUGGAGCACGUUUCUUUGUACACUAAAUGUGAACCAAAUUACUGUACAUGUUUGUUGUAUUGUGGUGUUAUGCCACCUUAACAAAUUUACGUAGGUUUAGGAGAUCUCAUUCGCCUCAAAAAAAUGGGAACUAUUUGGUUGAGGCCACCCUCUGGCCUCUAUUGGGGCUCAUCUUCUCAUACUGAUGUAUUGUAUUGUAUUGUUUACUGAGGAAAACUUUGACCAAUGAAACAAUAUUCAGAUUUUCUUUCCAA
This is a messenger RNA of Juglans microcarpa x Juglans regia, 2120 nucleotides long. RefSeq names its product cyclin-dependent kinase E-1. The transcript is spliced from 16 exons. Gene Ontology annotation, biological process: protein phosphorylation. NCBI's taxonomy places the organism in Eukaryota, Viridiplantae, Streptophyta, Magnoliopsida, Fagales, Juglandaceae. Gene Ontology annotation, cellular component: nucleus; mediator complex. The record is from RefSeq and is a predicted model, not a curated record. Bases 170 to 1591 code for a protein of 473 amino acids. Gene Ontology annotation, molecular function: cyclin-dependent protein serine/threonine kinase activity; RNA polymerase II CTD heptapeptide repeat kinase activity; ATP binding.